AUGGCCAAUUCGAGCAAUAGGAACGAGUCCCGCCGGAACGGGUCACACGGGUCCCAUUCGCUUUCGACAACCAUUCCAGCCGUACCAUCGACGUCCUCCAACACCUCCCUACCACUCACCGCUAGCUCCACCGCUCGAGACACCGGGACACGCCGAAAUGUGCUGUCCCAUAUAAAUGACAUCUUUAAGUGUACGAUUUGUUUUGGCCGGCUAGAAGAUCCUCACCUGUGUCCGCAGUGUUCGAAGCUGUACUGCUACGAUUGUAUUGGCGAGUGGCUCGAUUCGGGCAGUAGCCAAAGCUGUCCGAACUGUAAGAUUACGCUUCAGCUCGAUCAGUUGGUGAAGGUACGCUGGUUCGACGACAUUCAGAAAUUGCAGCAGAAUCUACACACGUUAAGCGCUUCCGAAGCGGAAGAAGAAAGGUUGGCGGAGAAAGCCGACAAAGCGACGGAGAACGAGCUAUGCCCGAUGCAUGGUAAACCGGUCAACUUCUACUGUUCCACGUGUAAGCAGUGUAUCUGUGAGGUUUGUGCUACGGAUGUGAUCGAAGGACGCCAUCGAGAUCACACGUUCAAGACUCUGCACGUAACGUACGAACAGCAUCUGAGCGUGCUUGAGAACGAGCUCGAAAAGGUGGAACACUAUCGGGACAUGCUGUCGCUGUUGAUGAACAAAAUCGAACGUAAUGUGGCACUGAUUGGUCGGGUAAAGAGUGUGAAGCACAAGGAGCUGGAAGCGAUCAUGAUAUCGGCGAUGGAAAGUCUCGAUCGUCAGGAGGAAGAAAAGGUGGCCAAGCUGCAUGACCAUCGGUACAGCUUGCUGCUCGAGAUGGACAACAUCGACCAGAAGCUUCAGACGAUGCGUUGCGAUAUGAUGCUCUGCAGCAAGCCGCAACUCAUACAGAUGAAGCCAAAGAUUUUGGCCGUUUGUAAUGCGAUCCGUAUGAACCCGAUCAAAGACUUUAAGCAGAUACGUGUACCGGCUCGGCUGAAAAUCGAAAUUCCGAACCUGUACGAAACGGGCGUGUUUGUGGUGCAAAACUUUUCCACCUUCGACGACAAUAAGGUGGUGUACUCGAACGAGUUUUCCGACUGCUUUGGGCGCACGUGGCGCAUUAUGGCGUGGUGCGUAAUAUCGGAGGAUCACUUCGGGAUCUAUCUGGAGCUAGUCAGUGGAACACCCGGCUGGAUGGAAUGUACGUUCCAGUUGAUCCAUCUCGAGCCGGAAAAAACGAUCAGCAAGACGAUCCGUCAAUACUUCGACCGAACGCCCCAGAAGGGUUGGGGUUUGCGAGACUUUGUGACGCUUAAAACGAUUCUGGAGGAAAACUAUCUGCGAGUAAAUGAUUCGCUCGAGCUACUGUACAAUAUCCGCCCGUGCUCACCGGCCGACGGACAGCCCGAUGUGCUGGAUGCCGAUGAAUCGUUGACGGAACAGUGA
This is a messenger RNA of Anopheles maculipalpis, 1440 nucleotides long. RefSeq names its product E3 ubiquitin-protein ligase TRIM37-like. Bases 1 to 1440 code for a protein of 479 amino acids. Gene Ontology annotation, molecular function: zinc ion binding; ubiquitin protein ligase activity; tumor necrosis factor receptor binding. Gene Ontology annotation, biological process: negative regulation of centriole replication; protein autoubiquitination. Gene Ontology annotation, cellular component: aggresome; peroxisome. Lineage: Eukaryota; Metazoa; Arthropoda; Insecta; Diptera; Culicidae. The record is from RefSeq and is a predicted model, not a curated record. The transcript is spliced from 3 exons.